AUGCCGCCAGACCUAAAUAUUCCUAGAUUUCCAAUGCAAGGCCUAGAAGAUCCGCUCAAGGCGACCAGGAUCCAGCAGACCCCACCAGACAAUUCUAAGGCCAUGAACCAUGGCGUAGAAGAGACGAUGACGGAAGCCGAGCUUUCACUGGACAAAGGGGAUUCAGUAACAUCAUUUCCGAAUGUUGACACUUCGACAUUGCCCACUCCACCCGCGUCACAGGAUCCCAGCACAGGCUCUCCUUCAGAGGAAGCUCUAGAUUCUGUCUCGCUGGAAACAAACACCAAUACUUGGCCAUACGAAUAUCAAGCCGGAAGGGAAGAAGGAAGAAUCGCUUUUCCCGUUCUGAACCCAGAGGAUCUCAGAAACGCCAAAACUUACCACGGCCCGAGUGGCACGAGUUCUCCACGGAAGAAUUUCCAACCCCUCGGUACGUUUGGCAUACUGGAUGAUGAAAAACGUUCGAGCAUUAUUCAGCUUCUAAGUCUACCACUUGUACGGGUACCAUGGCACGAAGACGCCGACUUGCUCCGUUCACUCCCCGGUCCCGACAUUCUUCACCACUUCACGGAUUUAUACUUUCUCCAUUUUCAUGAACUCUGGCCCAUAAUCCACAGGCCGACAUUCAAAGUCUCCGACGCACCCACGAUUCUGGUGCUGACAAUGGCCUGUGUGGGUUUCUCUCUUCUCCAGUGUCUGUUGUUGAGAUUUGAGGAUAUCAAGUCUGAUAAAUGUCCGUAG
Molecule: messenger RNA, 741 nt
Organism: Rhinocladiella mackenziei CBS 650.93
Lineage: Eukaryota; Fungi; Ascomycota; Eurotiomycetes; Chaetothyriales; Herpotrichiellaceae
Exons: 2
Coding region: 1-741 (246 amino acids)
Biological process (GO): regulation of transcription by RNA polymerase II; DNA-templated transcription
Cellular component (GO): chromatin
Molecular function (GO): DNA-binding transcription factor activity, RNA polymerase II-specific; RNA polymerase II cis-regulatory region sequence-specific DNA binding; zinc ion binding
Source: RefSeq, a predicted model, not a curated record